AAACGAGAACCUUUUUACCUUCUAUGUUGAUUUUCACAAUUCAAUUUUCGGACGAUUUCUUCUAUGCUAUUUAUAUGAUCUAUAUGAUUUGAACCAAUUCUGGACACUCAUUACCGGAGCCUAGGGAAAACCGUCUAUACGACCAGAAACCGUGAUCUGUUUAUAUGUGAUGUAUGAUCGUAUCCAGGACAUUAUUCUUGAAUUAUAUUAAUAUCUUGAUUGAUUAUAUCAGUAACAAAAAACGAAGGAACACAUAUAUUGUUUAAGUUUUAAGUAUAUAUGGGAACAAAUUUUGUACUUGAAACGAUAUUAAAACACACAGUUGAAGGUUCUUAGUAAACAAUAUUGUCCAAUAUUUCAUAACCUAUAAUGAAUAUCUUGUAUGAAUUUCUUUAAGAAUUAUAAAAAGCUCAAAUAAAACGAAAUGACUACAAAAAUGGGGAAGAAACAAAUUAUACAGGCUGUAGUUCUCGCAGAUGAUUUUAUAACGAGCUUGACACCUGUACAAGAUAUAUUCCCAACUAUAUUAAUGCCUGUAAUAAAUAUUCCAGUGUUAGAUUAUUUGGUGGAAACACUGAUUAAAUCCAGAGUGCAAGAAUUAUUCCUAUAUUGUAGCAACCAUGUAGACUUGAUAAGAGCAUACAUCAAACAGAAAAAAUGGUUUAAAAUAUCAGUUUCUUUAAUUGUAUCAGAUACUUGCACUUCUCUUGGAGAUGCUCUUAGAGAUAUUGAUACGAAAGGUUCGAUUCGUGGUAAUUUUAUACUUAUAAGAGGAGAUGCAUUUAUUAAUGCUGAUCUUACCAAUCUUUUAAUCAAUCAUUGUGCAAAACUGAAAGAAGAUAAAGGUGCAUCCAUGACCAUGGUGCUAAGAAAUAUUGGAUCUAUGAAUGAAUCUUUCUUGAAGCAUGAAUCAUGUUUGGUAGUUUCUGACAAAACUAGCAGAAAGAUUCUACAUUAUAAUAUAAUACGGAAAGAUUUAAAGAAAGUGAAGUUAGAAUUAAAUUGGUUUUUGGAUCAUAGUGAGAUUGAAAUUAACACUUGUUUUAUGGAUACUCAUGUUUAUUUAUGUUCUCCUUCUGUGUUACCAUUAUUCUCUGACAAUUUUGAUUUCCAAACCAUGGAAGAUUUCAUUCGAGGAGUGUUGAUGAAUGAAGAAAUUUUAAAUUCUCGAAUUUAUUGGCAACAAUUAAAUCCUCAGGAUUAUAGUCUGCCAAUUGUAUCAUGGAAUGCAUAUCAUACUCUUAACCGAGACAUUCUGAACAGACAUAGUUUCCCACUUACACCAAAUGCUAUUCCACUUUUAAAAGAUUUUAUUUAUAUGCCAAGAAGCACGUAUAAACAUAAAAAUGCCACCCUUGCUAAAGGUUGUGUAUUAGAGAAAGAUAGUAUAUUGUGCCAAAAUAGUAUUCUUGGGAAUAAUACGUCUGUUACAAGAUCAAUUAUUGGAAAUCAUUGUUUGGUAGGGUCUAAUGUAACAAUUAAGAAUUCUUAUAUUUUGUCAGAUAGUAAAAUUGAAGAUAAUUGUACCAUUAUAAAUAGUAUAGUAUUUCCAAAUUGUUUUAUUAAAGAAAACACACAAAUAAGUGGAUGUAUAUUAUGUCCUAAAACAAUUAUUCGUACUCCAAAGGAGUAUAUUGAUUCUAUAAUAGAAUCAGAAAAUGACAAAAUUUCUAUAAAAGCAAUAUCAGAAAUUGACCCAUGUAAUGAAUUUCAACUCUUUAAGAAUUAUGAUACACUAGAAAAUGAUAAUUAUGUGCCUAUAAAUACAGAUACAUCAAGUGUUGAUGAAGGUUCUGAAUGUAAUUUUAUUGCAGAUGAUACAAGCUUAUUCUUAUCUGAGGUUAUUGAUAGCUUAUUAAGAGGUUUUCAAGAUCAACUUAACUGUGAAAACUUAAUUUUAGAAAUAAAUUCAUCAAGAUAUGCAUACAAUGUCACUAUGAACAAAGUAACAUAUAAUGUUAUUAAAGCCAUAUUAAGUUUACCUUUCCAUUAUCUUUCAGAAGAAAAGGAAAUUCUAACUAAUCUAGAUUACCAUAAAAAUUUAAAACGUGUGGUAACAUAUUUUUAUCCAAUUAUAUUGAAUUAUGUUAAAACAGAAGAUGCACAAGAUGACUGUUUACAUGCAAUAGAAGAGGUUGCAAGUACAACUCAAGAACUGUUACCAUUUUUGCAACUUUUGUUGCAUAUGCUUUAUGAUAAAGAUGUAUUAUCAGAAGAAAAAAUUCUAGAAUGGUAUGAAUCUAAAGAUAGAGAUAUAGAUUCACAUGAGAUGAAUAAAGUGAGAGCAGCAGUACAGCCAUUCAUUAAAUGGUUAGAAGAAGCUGAAGAAGAUUCUAGUGACAGUGAAAAUGAUUAGUCACAUAUUAACCUCUUCAACAAUUUUGGAAAGGAAGAAGAUUUGUAGCUCGAUGAAUUGUGACCGUCAAUGCUCGCCGUCUUGUACAGUAACUUAGACUCACUUGAAUCUGUCCUCGUCCACUGGAAAUCACGCCCCAAGCUGCUUCUUCGUUGUCCACCUAUGCCAACGUCGAGCUCUUAUAUCUUAGUGUCUGCAAUAAUGUAAGUAAAGUCGGCCGUCGCGAAAAAUUUUAAACGCGGGAAAUGAUUAUGUUUAUAAAGAUUAGUAAUUAAAGAUCAGUAAAAUUCUUGAACGAUAAUGAAACGUUAAAUGCACAAGGGGAAAUAAUGAACGAUAUGCAGAUUUGAUAGUAUAAAAUCGAUUAAGAAAACAUUCGCGUCCAAAAGGUUAAAAAAUUCGAUUUUUGGACUUUCGCAUUUAUAUUUUCCUUUUAAAGAUAUCAAGAUAAAAUUUAUAACUUUGCUACAGUUAUGUGUCACUGCUCGCUAUUUUAUAAUUAUUUAAAAUAUGAAUACAUAUAUAUAUAUAUAUAGAAACAAAUGAAUCUUGACUCUUUAAUAACUAUUUGUUUUUCUUUUUAUACACGUAUUUAUUAUGUACAUAUUUAUAUAUGCCAAAAAUCGACUCGAAAAACCAUCUUUUAGACUAAAACACUCCUUGAAAUAAAACAGUAUAAUUAAAAUAAUAUAAUAAUAUGUUUAUAUCAUUUGUAAUCGUUAUUACUUAAUAUUAAAAAGAAAUAAAGAG
This is a messenger RNA of Bombus pyrosoma, 3106 nucleotides long. It is a transcript of the gene eIF2Bepsilon, whose product is annotated as translation initiation factor eIF-2B subunit epsilon. The coding region runs from base 425 to 2356 and encodes 643 amino acids. NCBI's taxonomy places the organism in Eukaryota, Metazoa, Arthropoda, Insecta, Hymenoptera, Apidae. Gene Ontology annotation, molecular function: translation initiation factor binding; translation initiation factor activity; guanyl-nucleotide exchange factor activity. The record is from RefSeq and is a predicted model, not a curated record. Gene Ontology annotation, cellular component: eukaryotic translation initiation factor 2B complex. The transcript is spliced from 3 exons.